Molecule: messenger RNA, 430 nt
Organism: Leptomonas pyrrhocoris
Lineage: Eukaryota; Euglenozoa; Kinetoplastea; Trypanosomatida; Trypanosomatidae
Exons: 1
Coding region: 80-430 (116 amino acids)
Source: RefSeq, a predicted model, not a curated record
AGCACCAUCCCUCUCUCCAUCCAGUGUGCUCGAUUUUCUAACCAAAAUCAUUUUUCUCUUCUCGCUCUUCACUUCAAGCAUGAGCGGCGGCCCUGUGUCUUUGGUGGGUCAGUACAAGCUGAUCCGCGUGAAUGGUAAGGCACCUGAGACACCAGCGCCAGUGGUGCUGCGCCUGGAGGCAGCUCCUGACAACGCAAACAAGCUGCGUCUGCACGUGAAGGUGGCCAACUCUAUGAACGGCGUCGUCUCCAUCGAGGACGGCAAGCUGAAGGGGCCUCUCAUGUCUACGCGGAUGAUGGGCACGCCGGCGCAGAUGACGGUGGAGCACAUCCUGGGCAGUGACCUCAUGGAAGGAGUGGCGUACACGCUGGAGGACAAGGUGCUGAAAAUGACAGGCAAGACAGGUUCGCUGGAGUGGGCAGCGGAGUAG